AUGCAGUAUUUGAUAGACGUUCCCGGCUUCACGCAUCCUUAUCUCACUACUCUUGCUUUCAUAGCCCACGAUUUUCGGAAACGGGGCCACCGAGUCUCCGAACAUGCAUUCGACUCACGAUACAUAAUCGAAGUCAGGUUCCAAGAACGAAAACGAAAGCUGGCAACCAGUCGACCUAGUAUGACAGAGAUGUGGGCGAAGCAGUUCAUGAGUCAGCGCGCAGGCUACUCCGCCAUUCCCACCGUCCUCUCACAGGAAGACACAAGACUCGACCCGUUCGAUACACCCAGAAUGCGCUUGUACUUGCUAGCCGGUGGACGAUCGUGGAUUCAGUAA
Messenger RNA from Parastagonospora nodorum SN15, 336 nucleotides. RefSeq lists its product as hypothetical. Bases 1 to 336 code for a protein of 111 amino acids. The record is from RefSeq and is a predicted model, not a curated record. Lineage: Eukaryota; Fungi; Ascomycota; Dothideomycetes; Pleosporales; Phaeosphaeriaceae. The transcript has 2 exons.